AUGUGGGGCGCCGGCGCGGCACAGAACAACGGAGGUGGUGUGCAAGGCACGAUGCCGGGCGCGCAAAAUGCUGCGCCGGGCUUUGUAGGCAUGCCGAAUGCUGCGCCGUUCAACGGGAUAAUACAAGGCCCCUGGAUGGACGCCGCCGCGGGGAAUGCAGCAGGAAAUGCAAUGAUGGGGGGGCGCAUGCCGGCAAUGCAGCAAAACUAUAUGCAGGCGUCUGAGCCACGGCCCGCGCCGCCAAUAAGCGCCACGACGACGCUGCCAUCGCGCUCGUCACCGGGCGCGCACGUCCGGCCUCCAGGCACAGGUCCACGUCGUGGACGCCCGCCGCGCAAUCCACGGCCUCCUGCAUCCAGCACAGCUACGCAAACAGGCGCGGCGCCCGUACACUGGACACCCUCGCUGACUACGGAGCAGCAGCAAGCGUUAAUUGCGCGCGCCGUGCAAGUGGUCAAGACGCAGAACCAGCCCAAUUAUACCAUCAUUCACGCCUUGCUCAACAUGGGCUUUGUGCUGGUCCGGAAUAACCAGCUGCCGCCAAAUGCAGGCGUCGCGGCAAACACCAAUGGCACGCUCCUCCGACUCGACGAGGCUGCCAUGCUUGGGCUCUUGCCGCAGCACGGCGCGCGAUUCAGCGCGCAGACGGCAUGGCGCCCUGCGCCUGCGCCGUUUCCUGCGCCUGGAAUGCCGCAGCAGCCGGGCACCAGCCCGCAGAACGGUUUUCGCGCACCAGGCGUGUCUGCACGCCCGCCCAGCGCAGCGCCCACACCGGGCGUGCGCCCCGGCGUGCACCCUGAUCCCAUGGCGCACCUCCCUCUUGUUUACGGCGGCCCCCCUCCCGCGCAGUCCGCCGUCGGCAUGCCGAUCGUGCCGCAAAACACGUGGAUGACCAAGCUGCCACCGCCCACGACGAGCAAGUACCCCUGGACGCGGCUCUCGGAAAAGGCGACCUCGGAGCUGCGUGCGAUUAUGGAAAAGGAUCUGGACUAUGUAAAGAUGCGCACCGCCCAGCAAAAAGAGAUGGACGCGGAGCUCGUAGCGCGCAUCGCGAAAACCAUCCACCGCGACCCCACCACUGGCGCAGUACGUCCUGUGCCGUGGUGGGUGCGGCUGGGCGACGCGAAACUAGAGUGCCUACGCACCGAGCCUUUGCGCCUUGUCUUUCCCGCCCAGCGGCACCGCAUGCAGGAAGCGGUGCGCGCGCGCCCGUACGUGCCCAUGCAAGGUGAAGCGGUCGAGCGCGCGACCAGCGGCGUGGAAACGCUGGUCCCCAUCCGCCUCGAGCUCGAGCACGACCCGUUCAAGCUGCGCGAUACAUUCACCUGGAACGCCGCCGAAGAAGAAAGUUCUCUGGACGCGUUUGCGCACGCCAUGUGCGAGGACAUUGGCCUUCCAGCCAAGGUCUUUGUCCCGCUCAUCAAAGCGUCGGUGCAGGCGCAGGUCAGCGAGUACACCACCGCCAUGGCCCUGCAGCACCGCGAAUGCGAAAAGAGUGCGGGGCAAGGCAUGCUGGACGCGCAGCAGCAAAGUGCGUGGGCGUCGUUGCGCCACGCCGUGCUGUCUGCGCGCGAACAUUGCGCAGCGCCCGACCACGCGGCGCCCGGCGCGCAAACGCAAACGCCUGCGCCACACGACGAGCUGCGCGUGCUCAUCAAGCUGGACAUUCUCGUCGGCGCGCACAACCUCCUCGAUCAAUUCGAGUGGGACGUGUGUGCGCCCCAAGGCUUGCGCGCCGAGCAGUUUGCCGAGCAAAUCUCGGCGGACCUCGGCCUCUCGGGCGAGUUUACCACGGCGAUUGUGCAUGCGAUCCGCGAGCAGGUGGGUGGCCACUUGCGGCUGCUGUCCCUCCUUGGCUACCCCUUCAACCAGCUCGCAUCCAUGGACGAGGAAGUGCGCAGCGCGUUUCUCCCUGUGCUGCCAGGAACGGCGCGUGCGAAUACGCAGGUGCCUGCAUACACGCCGAAACUCGUCCAGCUCACGGCCACCGAAGUGACGCAGCUCGAGCGCGAGCACGAGCGCGAGCUGCGGCGCAAGCGGCGCCAGACCAAAGGGCGCCGCGGCAUCAACAUCUCCGACAAGGAUCCAAAGCGAACGAUCCGGUCUGUGCCGCUUUGGGGCCUGCAGGGCGGCAUACCCGAUGCGACGCAGGGCCAUUCAUCGCGCCGUGCUGCAACCGCAGCAGCGAGCGCAAACAUCACCCCAUACACCGAUCCGCUCGACGAGAGCGCUUAUGCGCCGAAGCGCGCCCGCACAGAGCGGUACGAUGUGCAUUUCCAGUUUCCCGGCGGUCUUGGCCCCCCCAAGGGCAGUGCUGCAAACCGCCCGCGGCUCGAGACAGGCACCAGGAAAGAGGCGGUGCAAGGAGCGGCGCCUCCGGGUGCAGCACCGCCCGGCAAGGAGCACAGAUUGCCCGGCGCGCCGCGGCCGCUUUCCGACGCGCGCCCUGCGCAAAGCGCGCUCGACGGUCCAGACAUGUCCUUCCUCCCUGAAAGCGAUUCCGAUACGGACACUGAUCCUGCUCCUGUGCUGCCGCAGCCCCCUGCGUGGCUUGAGCACGCCACACAGGUCUCGCGGCAGAAAUACCCGCACGACCGCUUCCAGAUUCAGCAGCGGCAACUACCUCAGGACGUGCCGCCGCCGUUCGAAGAGCAGUGGCGGAUCCGGUGCUUGGACUGCCCGGGCAAGGUAUACAAGCCUGGCCCCGGCGAAUCGCUGCUCAACUUUGAGAUACAUCUAAAGAACCGUAGCCACCGCGCCGCUGUAGCGCGCCGUACCGACCAAGUGUAA
Messenger RNA from Malassezia vespertilionis, 2790 nucleotides. It is a transcript of the gene SNF5, whose product is annotated as SWI/SNF chromatin-remodeling complex subunit. Gene Ontology annotation, molecular function: transcription coregulator activity. The transcript has a single exon. NCBI's taxonomy places the organism in Eukaryota, Fungi, Basidiomycota, Malasseziomycetes, Malasseziales, Malasseziaceae. Gene Ontology annotation, biological process: regulation of transcription by RNA polymerase II; chromatin remodeling. Gene Ontology annotation, cellular component: nucleus; nuclear chromosome. Bases 1 to 2790 code for a protein of 929 amino acids. The record is from RefSeq and is a predicted model, not a curated record.